Messenger RNA from Ochotona curzoniae (black-lipped pika), 485 nucleotides. RefSeq names its product ubiquinol-cytochrome-c reductase complex assembly factor 2-like. Bases 11 to 421 code for a protein of 136 amino acids. Gene Ontology annotation, biological process: mitochondrial respiratory chain complex III assembly. Lineage: Eukaryota; Metazoa; Chordata; Mammalia; Lagomorpha; Ochotonidae. The record is from RefSeq and is a predicted model, not a curated record. Gene Ontology annotation, cellular component: mitochondrial matrix. The transcript has a single exon.
GGGGCCCAAGAUGGCCACCAGCCGCUACCGGCGAUUUCUUAAGCUGUGUGAGGAAUGGCCGGUGGACGAGACCAAACGGGGCCGGGACUUGGGUGCUUACCUGCGGCAGCGGGUAGCACAGGCCUUUCGGGAGGGAGAAAAUACGCAGAUUGCAGAGCCCGAGGCCUGCGAUGAGAUGUACGAGAGCUUAGCACAGCUCCAUUCAAAUUACUACAAACACAAGUACCCGCGCCCCAGAGAGACCAGCUUCAGCGGCCUAUCCCUGGAAGAGUACAAGCUGAUCCUGUCCACAGAUACCUUAAAAGAGUUUAAGGAAAUGAACAAAGGCAUGUGGAAGAAACUGCAGGAGAAGUUUGCCUCCCAGAGUCCCGAGGAGAAGCAUAAGGCCUGGGUGCGGGCCUUAUCCCGCCCACCAACCUAGUGUGCAGUCCCUUCAGUUGCCCUUGUCAAUAAAGCCAUUAACCUCCCAGCCUGGGAGCCACGUC